Molecule: messenger RNA, 1443 nt
Organism: Leptopilina heterotoma
Lineage: Eukaryota; Metazoa; Arthropoda; Insecta; Hymenoptera; Figitidae
Product: UDP-glucosyltransferase 2-like
Exons: 1
Coding region: 364-1386 (340 amino acids)
Molecular function (GO): UDP-glycosyltransferase activity
Source: RefSeq, a predicted model, not a curated record
GAAGAAGAAGAAGAAAAAUUAUCAACAACAGUGGAAAGAGAUGAAAAAAAUGAAGCUAGUUUUUUUUACAAAGUAAAAGAAGAAGAAGAAGAAGAAGAAGAAAAAUUAUCAACAACUGCGGAAAGAGAUGAAAAAAAUGAAGCUAGUGUUUUUUACAAGAUAAGAGAAGAAGAAGAAAGAAAGGAAGAAAAAAUAGAAGAAGAAAAAUUAUCAACAACUGCGGAAAGAGAUGAAAAAAAUGAAGCUAGUUUUUUUUACAAAAUAAGAGAAGAAGAAGAAGAAGAAAGAAAAGAGAAAAAAAUAGAAGAAAAAAAUGAAGAAGAAAAAGAAGAAAUUAAAAAUAAGAUAGUUGAAAAGUUUACAAUGGUGAAGAAGAAAAAACUCCGAAUACUUGCAGUGUUUCAUCAUCCAGGAAAAAGUCAUUUUCAAGUGUUUAAACCACUAUUAGAAAAACUUGCAUUAAGAGGUCAUGAAUUAACGGUCGUGUCACAUUUCCCCAAGAACAUGAAUAAUACAAAUAUUCCUUUCGAAAAUUACAAGGAUAUUGAUCUUUUAGGUCCCACAUGGACAGAAGUGAUUGACCUCUCAGAAAUUGAUUAUUCCAUCUUCAGAGCAGUGAAUGACGCCAUUGUGCUUCGUCAUUGGGCACUGCGUCAUUGUCAGAAAGCUCUAAAUGUUCCCGGUGUGCAACAGUUAAUUCAAUCUGAUUCAAAAUUCGACUUAAUUAUUACAGAAUUGUUUAAUAGUGAUUGCUUUCUAGGAUUUGUGCACAAGUUUCAAGCUCCAUUCGUAGCAUUAACAUCACAUGAAAUUGUGCCCUGGGCCAAUGAACGCUUUGGAAAUCCCGAUAAUCCCAGUUAUAUUCCAAAUACAUUGAUGACUUAUAAAUCAAAAAUGACAUUUAUCGAAAGAACUGUGAAUACAUUCUUUUUGUGGUUUUUAAAAAAUUAUUAUCAUCUAUUUUGGCAGAAUGAUAUUGAUAAAAUUGUUAAGGAAACUUUUGGUCAUGAUACACCACAUCUUUUGGAAAUUGCCAAAAAAACAUCGGCAAUGUUAAUUAAUUCACAUUAUUCACUUUUUGGUGCUAGACCGUAUAAUCCAAAUAUUAUUGAAAUUGGGGGAAUACAUAUUCGGAAGGUGAAAGCACUGCCGGGGGAUUUAAAGAAAUUUUUGGAUAAUGCUUCGGAGGGCGUUAUUGUAUUUAGUUGGGGGUCGAUGAUUAAGAGCUCAACUCUUCCGGAAAAAAAGUUGAAAGCUCUGUUCAAGGUUUUCAGUGAAAUUCCAAGGAAGGUUGUUUGGAAGUGGGAAGGAAACGAGCAUCCAGAGUUGCCCAAGAAUGUAAUGAUUAAGAAAUGGAUUCCUCAGUUUGAUUUAUUGAGUGAGUAAUAAAAGGUCUUUAAUUAUAAUCAGUGUGUUGAUAUGAAAAUUUAUUUUCUCAAAAAG